Molecule: messenger RNA, 2663 nt
Organism: Onychomys torridus (southern grasshopper mouse)
Lineage: Eukaryota; Metazoa; Chordata; Mammalia; Rodentia; Cricetidae
Gene: Tigd4
Product: tigger transposable element derived 4
Exons: 2
Coding region: 713-2254 (513 amino acids)
Cellular component (GO): nucleus
Molecular function (GO): DNA binding
Source: RefSeq, a predicted model, not a curated record
UUAUAGGCUGACCUCAUGGAGAAAACAGCCACCAAGAAUCCAGGAUCGUUUUUAGUUCUUUAAUUUUGGCAAGCACACGUUUUCAAAGCAGAUUAAAUUCGUCCGAUUUAUUUUAGAAGUAUGUAUUUCAAAGCUCAGGGAGUCUCCAAACCCACAAAGCAGAGCUGGGGAGGCUUCGUGGAGAGCUGUUCAGGAGAAAGAAGGAGGAGGAGCAUGCCACUGUUUCCCCUGUAACUUUGAAGAAACUAGAACUUCACAGGGGAUGUUUUGCAUGGACACUUUGGAAGGUUUGUUUCUUCUUAUCUUUGAGACCUGCUGUGGAGAAUUAGUAAAAGAUUGAAGCAUGAAUGGAUAAAAUGGAUCGUCUUAAAGGAUUGCAGUUCCAAAAAUACAUCAGCAGGACCGGACAGGUCUGACAUAAUGAGCUUCCUAUUUUAGCUUGACUUCUGGAACUCUGAAGAACUAUAAAUUGAGCCACACAAGGCCUGAGGAAGGAGGUGCCUCUUUUAGUCGCUUAUAGAAUUUUCUUCAGGCUCUAAGGAGAUAUGUCUAGCUGCUGGUUUCCUAAAGAAUUAGACUGUUGAUACCUACCAACUUCAAUACAGGAAAUGACAGAUAGGAAGCCCUGGUCCAUAACGUACUGAAAACUGAAUUUGGUUACAGAAACCUGUACCCGGAGGUCAGAGGGGAGGCCCUCACAAGCAGCAGCGCCAUGGCGGAGGCUCCUGUGGAUGCUGUGACUCAGCCAGUGACAGUGAAGAAGAAGAAGAGUCUGUCCAUUGAGGAAAAGAUUGACAUCAUCACCGCAGUGGAAAGUGGCAAGAAGAAGGCAGAGAUCGCAGCUGAGUAUGGGAUAAAGAAAAAUUCAUUGUCUUCCAUUAUGAAAAACAAAGACAAAGUUCUGGAAGCCUUUGAAUCUUUGCGAUUUGACCCAAAGAGAAAAAGGCUGAGGACGGCAUUUUACACGGAUCUGGAAGAGGCGUUGAUGAGAUGGUAUCGGAUUGCCCAGUGUCUCAAUGUUCCAGUUAAUGGUCCAAUGUUGCGUCUAAAAGCCAAUGAUUUUGCCCAGAAGCUGGGACACAAUGAUUUUAAGUGCAGCAAUGGUUGGCUGGAUCGUUUUAAGUCCAGGUAUGGCUUAGUAUUCCGAGCACAACCUGCAGAAGCCACGGGUAUGUCUAUAGACCCUGCCACUGUCUGGUACCAGAACGUGCUUCCUUAUUACUUAAAUGAUUAUCAUCCUAAAAAUGUUUUCAACGUCAAAGAGACUGGGCUGCUUUAUCGAAUGUUACCUACAAAUACAUUUGCAUUUAAAGGAGAGACCUGUUCAAUUGGGAAGCUGUGCAAAGACAGGAUAACGCUGGCAGUAGGUUCUAAUAUGGAUGGCACAGAGAAGCUGCCUUUGCUUAUUAUCGGGAAAACCCGAACUCCACGUUGUUUCAAAGGUAUCAAGUCACUGCCUGUGUAUUAUGAGGCUAACAGAAUGGCAUGGAUGACUGCAGCCAUAUUUGAACAGUGGAUGCAGAAGCUUGAUGAGAAAUUUCAAGCCCAGCAACGAAGAGUGGUGAUUUUUGUCGACUCUUUUCCAGCACACCCAGAAGUGAAGAACCUAAAGUCCAUUGAGUUAGCAUUCUUCCCAUCUUGCUUGUCUUCCGGGUUUGUAGCCAUGAAACAAGGUGUUAUUAAGAGCCUUAAAAUCAAAUAUCGGCAUUGUCUUAUCAAGAAAUUCUUAAGUUCUGUUGAAAGUAGCCAAGAAUUUACAUUUUCUCUACUAGAUGCUGUUGACACACUGCAUCUCUGCUGGAGAGCUGUAACCCCAGAGACCAUUGUUAAAAGCUAUGAAGAAGCAGGAUUCAGGUCUCCACAGGGGGAAAAUGACCCAGCGAAUGCCGAGAGUGACACUGCUCUUGACCUGGCUGCCCAUGCUCUGGGGGCAGGAGUGGAGUUUCCUGAAGGCUUGUCCAUAGAGGAAUACGCUGCCCUGGAUGAGGAUCUGGAGACUUGCGAAGCCACCCCCAAUGAUGAUGCCGAGUGGACCAAAGAAAGUAAACAAGAUGAAACUGGAUUCUAUGCUUCUGAUGAAGAGGAGGAGGACAGCGGAGCUCCAGAAGUGGACCUGCCCUUACCGUCCAAGAAUGAAGCAAUGGAAGCUGUAGGCACUCUUAAAAGGUUUCUUAGAAGUCAUGAUAUGAAUGAUGAACUUCACAAUUCUUUAGCAGACCUUGAAAACUUUAUUAACACUUUGUCACCUAAAUAGUCAUGUGUUGUUCAUCUGCAGAGCAGGAACUUUUCUGGGUGUAUCUUAUUGCAUAAGGAACAUAAAAAAGUGUCAAUUAAUUGAAUAAGAAAAGAGAAAGCCUAACAAUCCUUGACUUAAUUGCAGCAGCCUUUAAUUUGAAUAGCAAAGCUCGGUGGUAAAUAAUGACAAAGUGAAACUGCAGAAUUCUGCUUAGCAGGUUUGGGGAGAAUAAAACUGUCUUCAGAGGCUUUGUACUUGAAAGAGACAGGGUGUGUUUGAAAGAACUCUUCAGCUGGCUAACUUACAUGCAUGAAGUUGCUGGUUUCUGUUUUCUUUGUUUUUAAGUUCGGAUCAUGUUCUAGAAUAUUUUGGUUUAUCUAUAUAAUCUAAGAAACAAAUAGCUUGCUAUUUUUAUAAAGUUACACAC